Messenger RNA from Trichoderma aggressivum f. europaeum, 285 nucleotides. RefSeq lists its product as uncharacterized. NCBI's taxonomy places the organism in Eukaryota, Fungi, Ascomycota, Sordariomycetes, Hypocreales, Hypocreaceae. Gene Ontology annotation, molecular function: beta-glucosidase activity. Bases 1 to 285 code for a protein of 94 amino acids. The transcript has a single exon. Gene Ontology annotation, biological process: glucan catabolic process. The record is from RefSeq and is a predicted model, not a curated record.
AUGUACGGAUGCUACGAGACCAUCAAGGACAUUCAAGACCAGGGUACCAUGGCUACCAUCAAGCAUUUCAUUGCCAACGAGCAGGAGCAUCUCCGCCAGGCCUGGAAAUGGGUGCUACCAAACGCUCUCUCACCCAACAUUGACGACCACACCAUGCACGAGGUGUAUGCCUGGCCGUUUAGCGAUGCUGUCAAGACCGAGAUGCUGUCCCCCGGGCUUCAUUGGAUCUACGUCUUGUUACAAAGAGAUAAUGGCAGUAAUUAUGAAUUUUCCAAGUGGUAUUAA